Molecule: messenger RNA, 2328 nt
Organism: Aphis gossypii (cotton aphid)
Lineage: Eukaryota; Metazoa; Arthropoda; Insecta; Hemiptera; Aphididae
Product: heat shock 70 kDa protein cognate 4-like
Exons: 4
Coding region: 229-2211 (660 amino acids)
Biological process (GO): cellular response to unfolded protein; vesicle-mediated transport; protein refolding
Cellular component (GO): cytosol; plasma membrane; nucleus
Molecular function (GO): misfolded protein binding; heat shock protein binding; ATP hydrolysis activity
Source: RefSeq, a predicted model, not a curated record
GGUUAUCGAAUAAUCCGUGUUUUCGUCGUACGCGCCGCUACCACUGUGAACUCUGAAGCGGAAACGGUCUAGUCAUUGUACAACGCUUACUUGAGCCGAGCCCACUCAUUUUUCUGUCGUCGCUCGCCUAGUUUGUUUCUUGUUGUCAGUUCCUCAGCUGUCUGGACAAGUCUAAUCAACUUUUUAUUCCUAUAUUGAUAUAAAAAAAACCACUAUAUCAAAUUUAAAAUGGCUGCCAAAACUCCUGCUGUUGGUAUUGAUUUGGGUACAACCUACUCUUGUGUGGGUGUUUUCCAACACGGUAAAGUAGAAAUCAUUGCUAAUGACCAAGGAAACCGUACUACACCUAGUUAUGUCGGUUUCACUGAUACCGAACGUCUCAUUGGUGAUGCUGCCAAAAACCAGGUCGCCAUGAACCCCAACAACACAAUCUUUGAUGCCAAGCGAUUGAUUGGUAGACGUUUUGAAGAUGCUACUGUACAAGCUGACAUGAAACAUUGGCCAUUUGAGGUAAUCAGCGAUGGUGGCAAACCCAAAAUCAGAAUUUCCUACAAAGGAGAAAACAAAGUCUUCUCCCCAGAAGAGGUAUCAUCCAUGGUUUUGACCAAGAUGAAGGAAACCGCUGAAGCCUACUUGGGAAAAACUGUAUCAAACGCAGUUAUCACUGUACCUGCAUAUUUCAACGAUUCCCAACGUCAAGCUACCAAAGAUUCUGGUACCAUUGCUGGUUUGAACGUAAUGCGUAUCAUCAAUGAACCUACAGCCGCUGCCAUUGCAUACGGUCUUGACAAGAAGACAUCUGGAGAACGCAACGUUCUGAUCUUCGAUUUGGGUGGUGGUACUUUUGAUGUUUCCAUCUUGACCAUCGAAGAUGGAAUAUUCGAAGUCAAGUCCACUGCUGGAGACACUCACUUGGGAGGUGAAGAUUUUGACAACAGAAUGGUCAACCACUUUGUACAAGAGUUCAAACGCAAGUACAAGAAGGACGUGACCACCAACAAAAGAGCCUUGAGACGUUUGAGGACUGCCUGCGAACGUGCAAAGCGUACUCUUUCCUCUUCCACCCAAGCAAGCAUUGAAAUUGAUUCGUUGUUUGAAGGUGUCGACUUCUACACAUCCAUCACUCGUGCUCGUUUUGAAGAAUUGAACGCCGAUCUUUUCCGUAGUACCAUGGAACCCGUAGAAAAAUCUCUACGUGACGCUAAGAUGGACAAGUCUGCCAUCAAUGACAUUGUAUUGGUUGGAGGUUCUACCCGUAUCCCCAAAGUACAGAAAUUGUUACAAGACUUCUUCAACGGCAAGGAAUUGAACAAAUCCAUCAAUCCCGAUGAAGCUGUUGCCUAUGGUGCCGCAGUACAAGCUGCCAUCUUGCACGGAGACAAAUCUGAAGAAGUCCAAGACUUGUUGUUGCUCGAUGUCACUCCUCUGUCUUUGGGUAUUGAAACUGCUGGUGGUGUGAUGACCGCUCUCAUCAAGCGUAACACAACCAUCCCGACCAAACAGACCCAGACUUUCACCACCUACUCUGACAACCAACCUGGAGUCUUGAUCCAAGUUUAUGAAGGAGAACGUGCCAUGACCAAAGACAACAACUUGUUGGGAAAAUUCGAAUUGACUGCUAUUCCCCCCGCACCACGUGGAGUCCCCCAGAUCGAAGUCACCUUCGACAUCGAUGCUAAUGGUAUUUUGAACGUCAGUGCUAUUGAAAAGUCUACCAACAAAGAAAACAAGAUCACCAUCACCAACGACAAGGGACGUUUGAGCAAGGAAGAUAUCGAGCGCAUGGUUAAUGACGCCGAAAAAUACAAGAAUGAAGAUGAACAACAAAAGAAUGUAAUUGCUGCCAAGAACGGUUUGGAAUCUUAUUGUUUCAACAUGAAGAGCACAAUGGAAGAUGAAAAAAUCAAGGACAAGAUCCCAGAUACCGAUAAAACUGUAAUUCUUGAUAAAGUCAAUGAUACUAUCAAAUGGUUGGAUGCUAACCAACUAGCUGACAAGGAAGAAUAUGAACACAAGCAAAAAGAAUUGGAAGCCAUUUGCAACCCAAUUAUCACUAAAUUGUAUGCUGGCGCUGGUGCUGGUGCCGGUGGCAUGCCUGGAGGUAUGCCAGGAGGUUUCCCUGGUGGUAUGCCAGGUGGUUUCCCUGGUGGUGAUGGUGGUGCUGGAGCUGCUGGUGCAGGCGCUGGCCCAACUAUUGAAGAAGUCGAUUAAUUAUUAUAUUAAUAUUAUGCACAUUCCUAUAUUAAAUAAAAAGUAUUCCUUAUUGAGAAACUGGUAAUUUAUCCUUUCUUUGUUAUAAUCUAAUAAAUACAAGUUUUUUACCACAAA